AGAGAUGUGCACUUGCAUUUUCAAGAAAUAUUGAAAACUUCGGGCAAUUUAUUAUUGCUGACAUAUAAACAGGCUUCAGAAUGUUGAGGAAUAUUAUAGCAGGUGCCUUAUCUAAUCUUUUGAGCGCCAUAGAAAAAAGUGUCGUUGAGAAUGUGAAGGGUUUCCAUGAUAUGGGCAUAGAUAUAUCGCGCGCAUUUUUACAAGAGCCUGGCGUGCAGGAGCUUUUGGCGAGUAAUCAAACAUUCGAUGCCGUUAUUUGCGAAAUUUUUCUCUCUGAAUCCCUAUUUGGUCUAAGCGAGCACUUCAAUGCACCGCUAAUAGGUUUGGGUACCUUUGGCGCGCAUCCCUGGAACACAGAUAUGGUUGGUUCUCCUUCUCCGCCAUCGUAUGUACCGAGCGCAAUGCUGCCAUUCACCGAUCACAUGACCUUGCUGCAAAGAGUUGGAAAUUUGGCUUACAAUAUCUUCGAGCGUUUGCUACUUGAUGUAUACUAUUUACCACAACAAGAAGCGUUGUACAAGAAAUUCUUUCCGAACAACAAACGUGAUAUGUACGAUGUGCGACGUAAUGCCGCUUUGGUGCUGGUCAACCAGCACGUCUCGCUCAGCUACUCCCGGCCUUAUGUACAUAAUCAUAUCGAAGUUGGUGGCAUGCAUAUCAAUCGUAAACGCUCACCACUGCCAGCUGAUUUGGAACGUUUUAUCAAUGGUUCACAACAUGGUGUAAUCUAUUUCUCGAUGGGUUCCAAUUUACGCAGCAAAAAUUUACCGCUGGAGAAGCGUCAAGCAAUACUCGAAACAUUCCGUGGCCUAAAGCAGCGUGUGUUGUGGAAAUUUGAAGAUCCAAAUCUCGAGGGUAAACCUGAUAAUGUGUACAUAAGCGAAUGGUUUCCACAAGACGAUGUACUCGCUCAUCCCAAUGUGCGCAUCUUCAUCACACAUGGCGGCCUACUCAGCACCACUGAAUCGAUUUACCACGGCAAACCUUUUAUUGGCAUACCGAUCUUCGGUGAUCAGUUUUUGAAUAUGAAUCGCGCGCAAGCCGGUGGUUACGGCAUACGUGUGGAUUAUACCACACUGACAAAGGACAACUUCAAGGCGGCCAUUGAGCGCAUGUUGGCCGAUGACAGCUAUGCCAAGCGUGUGGCCGAUAUGUCAGCGCGUUAUCGUGAUCAGCCCAUAGAACCGCUGGAUUUGGCCGUCUACUGGGUGGAGUAUGUGGUGAGAAAUAAAGGCGCCAAGCAUUUGCAUUGUGCUGGACAGGAUUUGAAUUUCAUACAGUAUCAUAGCAUAGAUGUUUUGUCGAUCGUUGUUGGUGGGCUCUCCGCGGUGCUCUUGCUGAUCUUCGUGCUAAUACGAGUCGCAUGGCGUUGGCUGCAAUCUGCGCUGGCACGCAAGGAUGUCAAGCAGAAGAAGCAUUGAAGUGGAUGAAGGGCAUUAGUUACGAAGUAACUAAGUCAUUUUAGCUAGCCGGCUAACUAGUCAUUAAAAAUGGUGCUUUUUUAAGUUUUCAGGCGUGUUUAAAGAAAAUAAAGAGAGUUAACAAAAUUGAACAAACUUUUGCGUAAAGGGAAAUACGUACAUACAUAUUUGCGUGAGGAAAAAAAUAAGGUACAUUGAGCCA
This is a messenger RNA of Rhagoletis zephyria (snowberry fruit fly), 1623 nucleotides long. Its product is annotated as 2-hydroxyacylsphingosine 1-beta-galactosyltransferase-like. Lineage: Eukaryota; Metazoa; Arthropoda; Insecta; Diptera; Tephritidae. Gene Ontology annotation, molecular function: UDP-glycosyltransferase activity. The record is from RefSeq and is a predicted model, not a curated record.